AGAUCAUCACAAAGAUCACGUACAGUCCGAAAACCACUGAACGGUGUUAAUCAUGAAGGUGUUCAUCGUGUUGUCUAUGGCUGUGGCCAUUGCUUCCUGUGCAGCAGUUGACGAAUCCUUGAAGAAAGAGAAACGUGGUCUCUGGGAACUGGGACACGAUCUUGAUAGCUUCGACAACGAUCAGCACGAUCAUCAUUUUGACCACCACGAAGUCAAGCAUUUGCACACAACCAUCACCAAGAAAGUUCCUGUCCCAUACCCAGUCGAGGUUGAGAAACAUGUGCCGGUUGAAGUGAAGGUCCCAUAUCCAGUUCACGUUGAGAAGAAGGUCCCAGUUGUGGUCGAGAAGAAAGUUCCAGUAUACGUGGAGAAGAAGGUUCCAGUCCACGUUGAUCGCCCGGUUCCAUACCCAGUUGAGGUUAAGGUUCCAGUCAUCAAGAAGGAAUACGUCGAAGUGCCGAAACCAUACGCAGUUCAUGUUGAGAAACCCGUUCCAGUGUACGUCCACAAGCCAGUGUUUGUUGAGAAACCUGUUCCGGUGACCGUCCACAUCAAGGAACACAAGAAGCACUGGGGACUGUUCUAA
This is a messenger RNA of Toxorhynchites rutilus septentrionalis, 586 nucleotides long. Its product is annotated as mantle protein-like. Lineage: Eukaryota; Metazoa; Arthropoda; Insecta; Diptera; Culicidae. The record is from RefSeq and is a predicted model, not a curated record. The transcript has 2 exons. The coding region runs from base 53 to 586 and encodes 177 amino acids.